Messenger RNA from Pipistrellus nathusii (Nathusius's pipistrelle), 309 nucleotides. The record is from the annotation of a GenBank genome assembly. NCBI's taxonomy places the organism in Eukaryota, Metazoa, Chordata, Mammalia, Chiroptera, Vespertilionidae.
AUGCGCACAGGGAAGGAAGAUCCCCUAGUUGUCCACUUCAGACACUGCACCUCCGGACUGGCCGAGUGCUCCCCCAUUGGCUCCCCGAGAGCACUCUGUCCAGUCCUGGGUCCCGGUGGAUCCUGCUUCCCCAGAACCCGUGGAAAACAACAAGUUGUCCCAGCUAAGUCACCUCCAGGGCCCCGUGAGGGGUACAUCCUUGGUUUUUUCUUUUUGUUUUAUAAAAGGGAUCCUUCUCCCCACAGGACUCACCUGCUGUGCUGUGGUCUCACAUGUACCAUCGGGGAUGCUCUCCUUGGAUCUCUCUAG